This is a messenger RNA of Phlebotomus argentipes, 2022 nucleotides long. It is a transcript of the gene gudu, whose product is annotated as armadillo repeat-containing protein gudu. The record is from RefSeq and is a predicted model, not a curated record. The coding region runs from base 1 to 2022 and encodes 673 amino acids. Gene Ontology annotation, molecular function: protein binding. Lineage: Eukaryota; Metazoa; Arthropoda; Insecta; Diptera; Psychodidae. The transcript is spliced from 2 exons.
AUGUCUCGGAACAUUCCCCGCUCCUCGCGAUCCACACGAAGAGCCACCAAGAAGUCUUCCAGGGCAACGUCCGUGGCCAGCGGCGGCGGUGGCAGAGGACUGCACAGAUACAGGGCCGAGAGUGAGGAAUCGGACUCGACGGAGAAGGAGUCUUCGUCGGACGAGGAGGACCGCUGGAAGGACACCAAUCGAGCCAAUGAUCUGCCCUCGGAGUAUUGGCACAUCCAGAAGCUGGUGAAGUACAUCAAGGCGGGCAAUCAAACGGCCACCAUCGUCGCUCUGUGCUGCCUCAAGGACUACGAUCUCACCACGCAGAUCAACCAGCUGGCCAUCCAAGACAUUGGCGGCCUGGAAGUGCUUGUGAACCUGCUGGAGAGCAAUGACAUCAAGUGUCGCCUUGGCUCUUUGACUGUCCUCUCGGAGAUUUCCCUGAACACCGACAUCCGGCGGACUAUUGUGGAUCUGGGCGGCAUUCCUCUGCUCAUUCACAUCCUCAACGAACCCAUGCGAGACCUCAAGACGAUGGCCGCAGAGACAAUAGCCAAUGUGGCGAAGGUGAGACUGGCCAGGAAACUGGUCAGGAAGUGCGACGGAAUCCCUCCGCUGGUGGAUCUCUUGGAUGUGCCCAUGAAGUGUCUGAAGAGCGCCUGGGAGAACCUCAAUGAGGAUGAGAGAGCUGUGCUGACCAUGGCAAAGGCUGGAGCCAGAGCUCUCUGGUCGCUGUCGGAAUCGCGCCACAACAAGGAACUCAUGAGGCGCUUCGGGCUCGUUCCACUGAUGGGAAAGCUCCUCAAGAGUGACCACAUAGACAUCGUGGUGCCUAUCAUGGGCACUGUUCAGCAGUGCGCUUCUCAGCCCAGCUAUCAACUUGCCAUUACGACCGAGGGAAUGAUUUCGGAUAUCGUGAGCAAUCUCAAUUCGCAGAAUCUCGAGCUGAAAAUGCAGUGCAGCUCGGCGAUUUUCAAGUGCGCCAGUGACAAAGUGGCCAGAGAUAUGGUGAGAGAGGCUGGCGGUCUGGAUCCGCUCGUGUCCAUCCUGAAGGACAAGAAUGUGAGGGAGAAUAAGCCUCUUCUGGCUGCCGCCACGGGAGCGAUUUGGAAGUGUGCCGGAUCGGAUGCGAACAUGAAGCGCCUGGAUCAGCUGAAGACCAUCACGAUUCUCGUGCAACUGCUGACGGACGAGAAUGACGAUGUCCUGACAAAUGCUGUGGGAGGAAUUGCAGAGUGCGUGAAGUUCCCCAAUAAUCGUGAGACUCUGAGGACUUCCGGAGGAUUGCCUUUGCUGGUGGACUUGCUGAAUGCCACCCACCCACCGAUGCUGGAGAAUGUGGCGAAAGUGCUGAGAGAAUGCGCCCAAGAGCCUGAAAGUAUGAAGAUUCUGGAGGAACUGGACGCCAUAAGAUUGCUGUGGUCUCUGCUGAAGAAUCCCAAUCCCUAUGUGCAGGCCUACGCGGCCUGGGCAAUGUGUCCGUGCAUUGAGAAUGCCCACGAAUCCGGAGAACUGGUGAGGAGUUUUGUAGGCGCGCUGGAACUGGUUGUGGGACUUCUCAAGUCAAAGGACAAUCUCGUCUUAUCCGCCGUUUGUGCUGCCAUCGCCACAAUUGCCAAGGAUAAGGACAACCUGGCGGUUCUUUCGGAUCACAAAGUGAUUUAUAUGCUGGCAGAAUUAGUGCACACGACAGAUGAUAUGCUGAGGGAGAAUCUCGCCGCUGCCAUCGCCAGCUGUGCUCCGUAUGGAAACAACACUCACGAGUUGGGGCGGUUGAAGACUGUGACGCCAAUUGUGGGUUACAUGGUCAGCGCCAGUCCCAAAGUGCAUCGCACCACGGCAAUGGCGCUGGAGAAACUCUCUGAAGAUCCCCAGAAUUGCAUCACGAUGCACCAAAGCGGUGUUGUGCCAUUCCUGCUGGAAACCGUCGGCUCGCGGGAUCGUGUUCUCCAGGAAGCCUCCGCGGGAUGCUUGCAGAACAUCAGGAAACUCGCGCUCAGGGCUCAGGAGCAUCUGCUGCGCAUCGAGCUGUGA